Messenger RNA from Olea europaea var. sylvestris, 1871 nucleotides. RefSeq names its product general transcription factor 3C polypeptide 3-like. The transcript is spliced from 9 exons. The coding region runs from base 1 to 1674 and encodes 557 amino acids. Gene Ontology annotation, cellular component: transcription factor TFIIIC complex. Gene Ontology annotation, molecular function: protein binding; nucleic acid binding. Gene Ontology annotation, biological process: transcription by RNA polymerase III. Lineage: Eukaryota; Viridiplantae; Streptophyta; Magnoliopsida; Lamiales; Oleaceae. The record is from RefSeq and is a predicted model, not a curated record.
AUGAUUCGAGCAGUUAGUGGAGAUAAACCAAAACAGUGGGAUGUUGCCCUUCCACAAAUUGAAUUUGCUUUUAACAGUAUGCUUAAUCGAUCUACCAUGAAGCCUCCUUUUGAAGUUGUUUACACCAAUGUUCUAAGGCACACAGUAGAUUUGAUUCGACUUCCUAAUGUCAAUUCUAAUGCAGAAGAGUUUGCUGAACGUAUUCAAAGAAUUCAUCAAGAGGUAAAACAAAAUUUAGAAGAUGCUAAUAUCCGUUACAAGACUGCUGUCGACCAACAAAGGCGCCUUAAACUAUUAAACGAAGGUGAUUUAGUGAUGGUCUAUCUCAGAAAAAAUCAUUUUCCUGUUGGCACUUACAAUAAGCUUAAAGAUAAGAAGAUUCGUCCUUUUCGCAUUCUUCAAAAGAUUGGUGUACUGCUUAGAAAGUUGAUCUUCCAUCAGAUGCGAACAUUUUCAACACUUUUAAUGUUGCUGAUAUCUAUGAAUACUUUCCUCCACAUGAAUUUUCCUUGCAAAUACAAAACUCUCCUUCAAGUGAAGGGGAUUGAUGUUAAAGCCCGGAAACGGCUUUCAACUACUGUUCUUCAUGAAAGGGUGAAAGUUCUAGAUGACCAUCAAACUGGUAAUGUGUUUCAGGGAUUUAAGCCUCUUGCUUCCGCUGCAGAACUGUCAAAAGCUUCCAGAGCAAAAAGGUUGCUUCGGAAGAAGGCUACAAUAAAGGAAGAGAAAAAAGCUGCAGCUUUGGCUGCUGGGAUUGAUUGGAAGAGUGAUGAUUCAGAUGAUGAGUGUCCCCAAGAUUUGCGCGAGCCUCCGUUGCCGGUUCUUCUAAAAAAUGAAGAGCACCAUCAUCUGAUCAUAGAUUUAUGCAAGUCCUUGUCAGCCUUGCAAAGGUAUUGGGAUGCUUUACAGAUCAUCAACCUGUGUUUGAAACUGGCAUGCAACACAUUGUCUCCUGAAAGGAAGGAGGAUCUUCGAACUCUUGGAGCUCAAGUAGCAUAUAACAUUUCAGAUCCUGCACAUGGGUGGGAUUGUGUGCGUUACAUUGUGAGUCGGCAUCCUUACAGCUUUUCUGCCUGGAAUUGCUACUACAAAGUUAUGUCGAGAAUGGAUAAUCGGUAUUCAAAGCACAACAAAUUUUUACACAACAUGCGAGUUAAGCACAAAGAUUCUGUGCCACCAAUUAUGAUUUCUGCGCAUAUGUUUACCAUGAUAAGUCAGCAUCAGGCUGCUGCUCGAGAAUAUCUGGAAGCCUAUAGACUUAUGCCAGACAGUCCCUUGAUCAAUCUUUGUGUGGGAACUUCCUUAAUAAAUUUAGCCCUUGGGCUCAGACUUCAAAACAAGCAUCAGUGUAUGGCACAAGGACUUGCAUUCCUGUUUAAUAAUUUCCGACUUUGUGACAACAGCCAGGAAGCAUUAUAUAACAUUGCUCGGGCAUAUCAUCAUAUUGGUCUAGUUUCUUUGGCUACCACAUACUAUGAGAAGGUAUUGGCGAUGCCUGAGAAGGAUUAUCCCAUCCCAAAACUUCCAAAUGAGAAUCAGGAUCCUAUGGAUUAUAAAAGGCCAGGCUACUGUGAUCUUCGUAGGGAAGCAGCUUACAAUUUACACUUAAUCUAUAAGAAAAGUGGAGCAUUUGAUCUUGCUAGGCAGGUCUUGAAAGAUUAUCUCACCUUUUGAUAUGUACAAUUUAUGUGGCCGAAGUUAAAUUUUUUCAAUAUACCGUACUGAAAUUUUGUUGGGAAAAUAUGCAUUUUUUGCAAAACAGGUCUGAAAUCUUCAAUUAAUGGCAUUCAGAUCCCUAAUCUUCAAUGUAUACACUGUUUUCCCCUACUACAGUUAUAUAUAUACGCAGCAUUAUGUUGUGAUCCAUUAAC